Tyto alba (common barn owl) is the source of this 1895-nucleotide messenger RNA. RefSeq names its product solute carrier family 39 member 1 (gene SLC39A1). Gene Ontology annotation, cellular component: plasma membrane. Gene Ontology annotation, biological process: zinc ion transmembrane transport. Lineage: Eukaryota; Metazoa; Chordata; Aves; Strigiformes; Tytonidae. Bases 512 to 1444 code for a protein of 310 amino acids. Gene Ontology annotation, molecular function: zinc ion transmembrane transporter activity. The record is from RefSeq and is a predicted model, not a curated record. The transcript is spliced from 4 exons.
CGGGGCGGGGCACAGAGAGAAAACCGGGCUGGGAGUUGAGGCCGCCCCGGUCCCGCGUCCCGGAGGCACCGGGGAGCAGCAGCGGGGGGAACCGGGACCCGGGGGCGGGUCGCUGCAGCCGACGGUGGCUCCAGACUCGGGCCGGUGUGUGUGUGUGUGUGUGUCCCCUCCACUACCGGGGGCGGGGAGCGGGACCCCGGCCCCGACCCGCCCCGGUGGAACCGGGACACGUGUGCGCGCCGCUGCGCGUUCCCGGGACAGCGGCACCGCGCCCGCUCUUCUCGUUUCCUAUUGGCUGCGACGCUCGUCACUCAGCGGCGCCGUCGGGGUUUUCCGCGUCGCUAUUGGCUGCGGCGCGCCGUGGCGGCGCCGCCCUGUGGAUCGCCGAGGACGCGCGGGUACGCGGUGACGAGCGCUCCGGGGAUGAGAAACACGGUGGAAACGGCGGCGGCGGUGGGUCGGAGCUUCCCCCGCGGUGGGCGCUGAGCUCCCGCAUCGGAACCCGAGCGGGAUGGCGGCGGGAACCGGGGCCGGGGCGGAGGAGCUGGCCUGGAGUCCCGGGACGGCGCCGCGACCCCCGCCGGGCCUGGAGGCGAAACUGGGCUCGCUGGUGCUGCUGCUGCUGCUGCCCCUCGGCUGCGGCCUCGCCCCGCUCUGCUGCUUCCGCCAGCCCCCGAGCUCCGCCGAUGCCCGCAGCCCGGUGCUCAGCCUGGUGAGCUGCUUCGCCGGCGGCGUCUUCCUGGCCACCUGCCUGCUCGACCUCCUGCCCGACUACCUGGCCAGCAUCAGCGCGGCGCUGGAGGGGCUGCGCAUCACGCUUCAGUUCCCCUUGCCGGAGUUCAUCCUGGCCAUGGGCUUCUUCCUGGUCCUGGUGCUGGAGCAGGUCGCGUUGGCGCAGCGGGAGCCGUCGUCCGUCCCGGAGGAGACGCGGGCUCUGCUUCCCACCGGCUCCAUCCAAACCCCUUUGCCCCAGUCGCCCGUCCCCAGCGCCCGGGGUGCCAUCCGCGCCGGGUUACUGGUGCUGGCGCUGGCGCUGCACGCCGUGCUGGAAGGGCUGGCGUUGGGCUUGCAAGAAGCCGAGGGGGCCGUGCUGAGGGUCUGCCUGGCCCUGCUGCUGCACAAAUGCGCCGUGGCCUUCAGCCUCGCGCUGAAGCUGCUGCGGGGCCGCCUGCGCCCGCCGGCGGUGGUCGCCUGCUUGGUGCUCUUCGCCAUGAUGUCGCCUUUAGGCGUGGGGUUGGGGACGGCGGUGGCGGCGGGCGCUGGGCCGCGGCAGCGGUUGUGCCGGGGGGUGUUGGAGGGGUUGGCGGCCGGGACCUUCCUCUACAUCACUUUCCUGGAGAUUUUGCCUCAGGAGCUGGGGGUUCCCCAGCAUCGCGUCCCCAAGGUCAUCUUGCUCCUCGCCGGCUUCGCUCUCGUCACCGCCAUCCUCUUCAUCAAGAUCUGAGACGCUUCCUCUGCGGGGUGGGGGGGGAGACACCACCCCCCCCCCCCUUCCCCAUACAGAACCAAGAAGGGGGUUCCCCUCUGCACCCCCUCCUCUGUGCAAGUGCCAAAGUGCCCUCCAGGGGCUGUUCCUGCCCCCCACCCCCCGUGCACCCUGGGUGGGGGGGCCUUCUUGUGGAGACCCCCCCCCCCCCAGGGUGAGGCUCAGCUCCGUGCCUCAGUUUCCCCAUCUGCACAGGGGGAACGGUGCUGUCCCCGCCCCCCGCGGGACUCCAAGAUGGGGGGGUGGGGUGGUGAGUGUGUAUGUGUGUGUGUAUGUGUCGUGUCCCCCCCCUCACACCCACAAGUGCCCUUACAGCGGGGGGGGGGGGGGGCGUGUUGGGGUGCACAGCCCCGGCCCCCCCCAGGACAGGGAAAGGUGUUGGAUGAAGCAAAUAAAGGACUGAACCAGA